AUGACAGCGCCUAUUUCUUCCCUCCAGUCCCGAAUGCAGAACGAGGAUGACCCUCGCCAGCUUCCCGAAGCACUGCGGGAGCCCACCGUCAACGGCCGGAGUCACAGCUCAGCAACCCGCGAGGAGAUAACGAGCAGCAGCGCUCCUAAGCAGAGCUGGCUGUCACAGCGAUUAGACGGUGAAAUUGACCUGAAGCAUGCCGACAUCGUGUUUCUCUUCUGCUACUUCCUCUCCGGCCUGUGCGACAGCUCCGUGUUCAGAGCGUGGGGCUGCUUUGUGAGCAUGCAGACAGGCAACACUGUCUUCCUCGGCCUCGGCGCUUCAGACUACGCUCUCCGCCAGACCUCCAAAUGGCUCAAGUCCCUGGUCUCUAUCUGCUCCUUCGUCAUCGGCAGCUGCGUCUUCUCCAUGACCCGCUGGCUCAACCCGCAGAAGCGGCGCACCCUCUUCAGCACCUUCACCGUCCAGGGCCUCCUCCUCCUCAUCGCCGCCUGCCUGCUCCAGACCGGCGUGAUCUCCGGCAAGACCACUUCUGCACCCGGCGACGGCGGCGGCGGCGGCACUGGCAUCGUCCUCGCGAGCGACCCGAGACCGGACACGGCGAUGUAUCUGGACGUCAUCCCCAUCGCGCUCGUUGCGUUCCAAUCCUCGGGCCAGAUGGCAGCCAGUCGACUCCUGGGGUUUAGCGAGAUCCCCACCACCGUCCUGACCAGCUUAUACUACGAUCUUGCCUCUGACCCGGGGCUGCUCUUACCCCUGUCCCAGAACGUCAAGCGUAAUCGACGCUUCAACGCUGUGAUUGGAGUGAUUGCCGGUGCGAUUGUGGGCGGAUGGCUGUCUCGUGCGACGGGGGGCAUUGAGGCGGCGAUGUGGAUUGCGACCGGGAGCAAGUUUGUGAUAGCGAAUAGUUGGUUGCUUUGGAAGGGAAAGGAGAAGGCGCCGCUGGGACUACUGUCGCCAGCUUGA
This is a messenger RNA of Uncinocarpus reesii 1704, 966 nucleotides long. RefSeq lists its product as uncharacterized. The record is from RefSeq and is a predicted model, not a curated record. Bases 1 to 966 code for a protein of 321 amino acids. NCBI's taxonomy places the organism in Eukaryota, Fungi, Ascomycota, Eurotiomycetes, Onygenales, Onygenaceae. The transcript has 2 exons.